UGAUGUGAGGUGACCAUGAACCAGGCACUGAUCGGUGGAGACAGAGUGAGGUCAGCGUACUUGGGCACAACAAGAGGGGGACAUUUCUGUCACGGGAAACACUCCUGCGAUGUGUGUUGGUGCUUACAAGUUACCCCCGCCGCCCCGCGGGCAGCGCCCCGUCCUCCCCCGUCCCCUCCCUCCCGCCACUGGGCGCCGCCGCGCAGGCCCCGCCGCCCGCCUCCUCCGCCCCCCCCGGAAGGCGUCCGCGCCGUGCCCCGGAAGCGGUGGCGGGCGGGGUCCGGCGCAGCGCGAGGCCCUGCGGCUGCCGGGUGGCGCUGCCGUUACCGCGGGACGCGGGGCCCGGCCCGGCCCGGCCCCGGCUCGGCGCUGGCGGCGGCCGCCGGAGGAGCGUGUUACUCAGAGCUCUUGGAUCUUUCAACCAUGCUGGUGGCAUCCACGUACAAGAGCAAGGCAACUGACACACCUGAGGAAAACCAAACUGCAAUACCACCAGUGACCUGCGUAACCAGUUCCACUCCCCUUUUCUGUGGAUGUCACAGGACUAAGAGCAGAAUUAAUACUGUUAAAUCGACGUGGGUCACAGGCAAGAGCAACUGAUCUGCUGAGUACAAGCCUCAUGAUAAACCCCACAAUGUUGGUCCCUUCUUGUAAGAAUCCAGGAACUGGAACAAGGCAGAUCUAUGAACCAAACCUGAAAUACAUUAGGACAGUGAAAUGAAGACUUAUGGAAAUACAAGCUGUGGUAGGUAUAUUUGAUGCAGUUCAAGUUCAUUUUCUCUUCAAAGAUUACAAAUUGUUCCAAAAUACUUUUAUAACCUUCAAAAUUUUCAAUAAAAAAUAGGUGUUAACCUGAAAAUUGUGA
This is a messenger RNA of Anas platyrhynchos (mallard), 865 nucleotides long. NCBI's taxonomy places the organism in Eukaryota, Metazoa, Chordata, Aves, Anseriformes, Anatidae. The record is from RefSeq and is a predicted model, not a curated record.